CACACACACAUAGAGAGAGAGAGAGCUUCACAAACAGAGAGAGAGAGAGAGAGAGAGCUUCACACACAAAGAGAGAGAGAGAGAGAGAGAGAGAGAGCGAGCUUCAGCAGCACUGCGUUCUUCUCUGGUCGGUAUCGAUCCUGUGGUCUCGCUGGAGGAGCGGCCAUGGGGCGCGUGUGAAGCAGGAGGAGACGAGGAAGCGAGCUAACGGAGCUAACUGAAGCUAACGGAGCUAACUGAAGCUAACGGAGCUAACUGAAGCUAACGGAGCUAACUGAAGCUAGCUGGAGCUAACGGAGCUAACUGGAGCUAGCUGGAGCUAAGCUACCGACGCUAAGCUAACUGGAGCUAGCUGGCUAACCGCUGGCUUCUCAUGAGCGGCCACGGAGCAUGCGACCUGAGACUCGGAGCUGACUUGUUCGGGGAUGUCGGGCAGUAAGGCGCUGGGCGGGGGGCUGGUGGGGGCGAGGCGCAGGCGGACGCGGUGCCGGCGCUGCCAGGCCUGCAAGAGGACGGAGUGUGGAGAGUGCAACUUCUGUAAGGACAUGAAGAAGUUUGGAGGGCCCGGACGCAUGAAGCAGUCCUGCUUCCUGAGACAGUGCACGGCGCCGGUGUUGCCUCACACGGCGGUGUGUUUCUCCUGCGGGGAGGCGGGUAAGGAGAACACGGUGGAGUCUGAGGAGGAGAAGUUCAGCCUCUCGCUGAUGGAGUGCACCAUCUGUAACGAGAUCAUCCACCCGAGCUGUCUGAAGAUGGGUAAAGCUGAAGGAAUCAUCAACGAUGAGAUCCCAAACUGCUGGGAGUGUCCGAAGUGCCACAAGGAGGGCAAAACCAGUAAGGACCAGGCGGACGGCUUGGGGAAGCGGCGGCUGGAUAACGGGGAGGUCGGCCGCUGGAAGCUCACAGACGACCCCCCCCCUAAAAAGAAAGCCCCUCCCUCCCUGGAGGAGGGAGGGAGGCCUGAGGGGGGACACAAGAGGAAGAAGGAGAAGGAGCUGCCUCAGGACAGCGGGACCAAGAAGAAGAUGAAGGGCGCCCACGAGAAACGCCUCAAAAAGAAACCCAAACAGGAGGCGGUGGAGUCCAAUGGUCCCACCUCGUCGGUAGGAGGAGCAGCAGCAGGAGGACUACAGGGCUCCUCCACGUCGUCGUCUCAACCUGGGGGGGGAGGAGGGGGGCCGUCCAGUGCAGACCAGCGCUCCCACCACAGGGAGAAGCUGGAGCGCUUUAAGAGGAUGUGUCUGCUGGAGCGCCGGCCAGAGUCCUCCUCCUCCUCCUCCUCCAGCUCCGAGUCCGACUCCGAGUCCGACUCCGACGACUCCCUCAGGGAGGAGCAGGCGGGAGGAGGCUCCUCCCCUUCUUCCUCCUCCCCUGCCCCGCCUCCUCCCGUCGUCUACGGCAACAGCAGCGGGGGCCGGACGGAGCGAGAGAGGAGUCGCAGCGAGCGGGAGAGGGAGCGAGAGAGGGAGCGACGUCUCGCCGAGCUGGGCUUCAGCGCCAGCGAGGAGUCGGAGGAUGAGGGAGGGAGGGGGGAGGAGGAGCUGCGGGAGGAGGAGCAUGGAGGAGGGGAGAAGGCCCGACGGAGAGUGGGAGGAGGAGAGGCGGGGUUACCUCUGCGAGGACGUAAAGGUGGACUGCUGGACGGAGAGGAGGAGGACACACCUCCCUCUGACAGGAGCAGGAAGAACUCCGCCUCCCCCCCCGCCCUCACCCCUCUCCUCCAAUCAGAUGCCUCCGUCCUCGCAGCACGACAGCUUCACGGGGAAGCAGCGCAGCAACGGGCAGGAGGCCCGCAACGGACGGACACGAGGAGGGACAGGAGGGGGAGGGAAGGGGAGAGAAGGAGAACGCGAGCGGCGUUCUCACCAAUCACAGACACAGUGGGGGGAGGGGGCGGGGCCAAAGGCAGCGGGAGCCGCGGCAACAAGAUCCGUAGCAACAGUAAGAACCAGACGUCCAGAAACAGCAACUCCUCCAUCCCCAGCUCCAACGGGGAGGGGGGAGGCAGCCUGAUGAUGUCAGCGAUGGCGGCGUCCCCCUGCUCGCAGCCGUCCCGCCUCCCUCGCCCCCGGCCCGUUCAGAUGGAGAGGCACCUGGUGCGCCCCCCCUGCCCCGAGCCCAGCUGCCUGCCGCUGGACUCUGGCUCCUCCCACAUCAUGACACGGGACGUGUGGCUCAGAGUCUUUACUCACCUGAGCCAGAGAGAGCUGUGUGUCUGCAUGAGGGUGUGUCGCACCUGGAGCCGCUGGUGUUGUGAUAAGAGGUUGUGGACUCAGAUCGAUCUGAGCCGGCAGCGCUCCAUCACCCCCCCCAUGCUGAGUGGUAUCAUCCGCCGGCAGCCCGUCUCCCUGAACCUGGGUUGUACCAACAUCUCCAAGAAACAGCUGAUGUGGCUCAUCAACCGCCUACCAGGUCUGUUGGAGCUGAAUGUCUCUGGGUGUCCGUGGCCGGCGGUCUCCGCUCUGUGUCAGGCCAUCUGUCCCUGUCUGAAGCUGCUGGACCUCAGCAGAGUUGAGGACCUCAAAGACUCUCACCUGAGAGAUCUGCUCGCCCCCCCACCUGACACCAGGACAGCCCGGUUCAUGAACUUGUCUCUGAUUGGUCGUCCAGCUCACGGUGAGACCAGAGUGGGGCGUUUCCAGAAUGUGACUGAGCUGCGAUUGGCCGGUUUGGAGCUGACGGACGCGUCGUCCCGUCUGUUGGUGCGUUACGUCCCUCAGCUGAGCCGCCUGGACCUCAGCCAGUGUGGAAACAUCAGUGACCAGACGCUCCUCACCCUCACCUCCUCCAUCUCCCCCCUGAGGGACGGCCUCACCCACAUCAACCUGGCAGGUUGUGUGAAGGUGACGGAGCAGUGUGUGUCGUUGCUCCGUCGCUGCUCCUCCCUCCAGACGGUGGAUCUUCGUUGCUGCUCCCUCCUCUCCUCUGAGACCGGACAGCUGCUCUCCUUCCCUCCGCACAACGCCUCCUCUUCCUCCUCCUCGUCCUCUUCUUCCUCUGCCACCACCACGGCCGCUGCUUCGUCGUCGUCCUCCUCCUCCUCCUCCUCCUCCUCCUCCUCCUCCUCCUCCUGUCCUCCUGAAGACAGAACGCUGCUAAAGAACAGCUAAAGUCCUUCUCAUUCACGGGACACUCAGUCAUUGGUCUAGACGGCCCACAAGCCCCGCCUCCCACCUCCUUACACUACAGACAGGUGAGGAGGAGGAAGAGGAGGCACAUGUGCAACAUUCCCCCUGCCGUGAGGAGGAGGAGGAGGAGGAGGAGGAUCUCUGGGGAGGUUGUUGGUAAUAGUAGAAACCCUGAGCAUGUACAUAUUUGUUCUCUGUACAUUUAUGGGUCUGUGUAUAUAUGUGUAGUUUACUGUAAAUGACCUUUGAAACACCACCCCAACACUCCCUCCAUCCUACGACCAAUCAUCAUGCCCGUCAUCCACCUGCUCGUCUCUCACACACACACACACACACAUACACACACACACACACACACACACACACACACACACACACACACACACACACACACACACACACACAGGAACCUUUAUAAUAAGGACGGUCUGACAUUUGUCUCUGGCUAGGCUAACAGUUCCCCUCUGCUUCCAGUAUUUGUGCUAAGCUAGGCUAACAGUUCCCCUCUGCUUCCAGUAUUUGUGCUAAGCUAGGCUAACAGUUCCCCUCUGCUUCCAGUAUUUGUGCUAAGCUAGGCUAACAGUUCCCCUCUGCUUCCAGUCUUUGUGCUAAGCUAGGCUAACAGUUCCCCUCUGCUUCCAGUAUUUGUGCUAAGCUAGGCUAACAGUUCACCUCUGCUUCCAGUAUUUGUGCUAAGCUAGGCUAACAGUUCACCUCUGCUUCCAGUCUUUGUGCUAAGCUAGGCUAACAGUUCCCCUCUGCUUCCAGUCUUUGUGCUAAGCUAGGCUAACAGUUCCCCUCUGCUUCCAGUCUUUGUGCUAAGCUAGGCUAAACAUUUCAUUCAUUUAUUUCUCAGUGAGUGCCCUAAGAUGUUAAAUUGAGGCUCCAAAAAUGCGUCUUUUCUCUAUGAAGUCUGGUACACGUUACCCACAAUGCCCCUCUCUGUCAGUCCUCAUGUGUCUGCAGAGGGAUUCUUCUUUAAUUCGUGCGACUCACACUACAUGUUUUUAAUGUCUUCAGGUCGCUGAACACAAACACUAAUCCUCUAUUCAAAUAAAGUUCAUUCAAACGAGACCACCUCAACAAAACCAUGAAUGAAACGUCAGAAGAACUGCCAUUUUGAUUGUUUUGGUAUUUUUGCUCCUAGGCUUUGUGCUAAGCUAGGCUAGCAGUUUCCCUUUGCUCCCAGGCUUUGUGCUAAGCUAGGCUAGCAGUUUCCCCCUGCUCCCAGGCUUUAUGAUUAGCUACGCUAGUAGUUUCCCCCUGCUCCCAGGCUUUGUGCUAAGCUAGGCUAGUAGUUUCCCCCUGCUCCCAGGCUUUGUGCUAAGCUAGGCUAGUAGUUUCCCCCUGCUCCCAGGCUUUGUGCUAAGCUCGACUAGCAGUUUCCCUCUGCUCCCAGGCUUUGUGCUAAGCUAGGCUAGCAGUUUCCAUCUGCUCCCAGGCUAAGCUAGGCUAGCAGUUUCCCUCUGCUCCCAGGCUUUGUGCUAAGCUAGGCUAACCCCUGCUCCCUGUAAAUGUCAGACUGUUCCAUUAAACGUCUCACAGAUCAACGUGACACUAUUAUGUUUUGGAGCAAAGGUGUGAAGGUCAUUCAGGUGUGUGUGUGUGUGCGUGUGUGUGUGUGCGUGUGUGAGAAUCUGAGCCUCAGUGUCUUCAACGAUCGCCUCAUUCGUUCAUAUUUCCCUCGUUGUCUUUGAUGUUCAUCAUCAUCGUCUUCAUACUUCCUGUGAUCAGGUUCUAUUGGGAAGUUAUUGAUCGUGUUUUCUCAGGAGUUUGUUCUUAAUUUAUUUUUGUGCCUCCAGUCCAAAACUCACAUUCCUGAUCCUUCAUGUCUCACUUCCUGUUGAUCUGAUGGAUCUCCGUUGGUCUUCCUCGUGAUGAAGAUGUUCAGAUUACGAAGCGCAUUUCUGCCACAAAACAAGAUGGAAUAAAAGUAAACGAUUCUCUCUGCACAGUGAA
This is a messenger RNA of Anoplopoma fimbria (sablefish), 5087 nucleotides long. RefSeq lists its product as uncharacterized. Gene Ontology annotation, molecular function: histone demethylase activity; protein binding; transcription coregulator activity. Gene Ontology annotation, biological process: protein demethylation; regulation of transcription by RNA polymerase II. The record is from RefSeq and is a predicted model, not a curated record. NCBI's taxonomy places the organism in Eukaryota, Metazoa, Chordata, Actinopteri, Perciformes, Anoplopomatidae.